Molecule: messenger RNA, 2456 nt
Organism: Rattus rattus (black rat)
Lineage: Eukaryota; Metazoa; Chordata; Mammalia; Rodentia; Muridae
Gene: Serp1
Product: stress associated endoplasmic reticulum protein 1
Exons: 3
Coding region: 402-602 (66 amino acids)
Biological process (GO): endoplasmic reticulum unfolded protein response
Cellular component (GO): endoplasmic reticulum
Source: RefSeq, a predicted model, not a curated record
CGCGCAGCUCUGGCUCCUCGCUUUCCCGAGCGUGGAAGGGCCUGGCUGCAGCGGCGGCCGGCCCUCGCCCUCCUUCUCUGGAGCGGGCGGAGUCCAUACUUCCGCGGGGCGGGGUCUGCCCAGUGCUGACGUUGGCAGCCGAACCCGAACUAGUUCGAGGUUGCCGGCUGCACUGUCGGGUGGUUGGACUCUUUCCUCCCGGUCCUGCGGCCCUCUCUCUCCGGCGCGCCGCCCCUCGGUUGCUCAGACCGCUGUGAUCGGAGGUUGCCGGUGCUCCAGCGCUCGGCGUCCCGGCCCAGUGGCCGUAGGCGGCGUAGGCACCGCGAGCCGAGCCUCCCGGUGGCCCGGGAACGGCAAGCGAGCGAGUCCGAGAGGUUCUUGGGGCAGGUGGCGCCGCGAAGAUGGUCGCCAAGCAGAGGAUCCGUAUGGCCAACGAGAAGCACAGCAAGAACAUAACUCAGCGCGGCAACGUCGCUAAGACCUCGAGAAAUGCCCCCGAAGAAAAGGCGUCGGUAGGACCCUGGUUAUUGGCCCUCUUCAUUUUUGUCGUUUGUGGAUCUGCAAUUUUCCAGAUUAUUCAAAGUAUCAGGAUGGGCAUGUGAAGUGACUGACCUUGAGAUGUUUCCAUUCUCCUGUGAAUUUUAACUUGAACUCAUUCCUGAUGUUCGAUGCCCUGGUUAAAAACAAUUCAGUAAAUCACCCUGCCUCAGAAUGACUUUUUCAUAUCAACCUUCAUGUGUCAUUCCAAGGUUUCUUCAAGAGUCAUUCCAGGUUUGCUAGUCCAUGCCACAGUGCCUUGCAAAAGCACCACAUGAAUAAAGCAAUAAAAUUUGAUUAUUAAGUUCCAGUAGUAGACCAUACUUAUUCAGUACAGAAUGAGUUUUAUGUGGUUAUUAAAACUUAUGACUAAUUAGAUUAAAUCUGUGUAGACAGGGUAUAGAUUUUGUUAACCCUAAUGUGUAAAUGCAAUUAGCUAAUUUAAAUUUUGGAAACUUAAGGUUUUAUAUAGCUAGGCACUUUACUACUCUUGGAUUGAAAAAGCACACUCCAUUAUAGGGACAUGUAACUAUCCUAUAAUCAGGUGCUUAUAAAUGGACAACUACACGGCCUAGUUUUACCACAAUCAUUGUCACCUAAAUUUUUUUAAAAACUCCUAGGGCAUAUGUAAGUGGAGAUGCUCACUGCUGCAUCUGUUUCUAAUGAUAAUGUUUCUGUUACACAGCCUUGAGUUUUGCAUGAGUAAGUAUAGUCACCUAGGAUCCCAUUUGAGACUGGGUUGAGCAUUUUGUAACUUAAUCAAAGUGACUGCAGUUUCACUAAAAGCUAUCAUGGUGAGAUGAAAUUAGGGGUGGUUUGCUGAUGUCAUACAGAUCAGAAUUAACAAGGGGUUUACUGUGUAGAAAAAAAGUUAAGGGGGAAAGUCUACAAGAAGUAAAUACCUUGUCAAAAUAUGUGGAAUCCUGUGUGCCAUAUGAUAUCUUAGCAUGUGAAUUGCACUUUUAAUACCAAAAAGGCACAUCAACUAAAAAGUUAUGAUUGAAAUGCCCUUAGGGUUCUAGGUAUGUCAACCUAAACUAGCAUUUGGAGUUAAAUGAAUUUACUGAUAAGGAUCAGUCUAGUCUUCCUCUGUAUGACUUAGUAGGUUGUGAUUGGUCAGAUUUCCUUUUUACUAACGGUAAGGGUGAGAGUGAUGAGGCAGGUUUGAGGUUUUCUGGUACUAUUGAAAACUGCAAGUCCUGACUAUGCACUUAGCCAGAACUUGGUGUAGACACCAAGCAAUAUCUGUGUAUGAAUUGGAAGAAGCCUGCUUAUGUUUGCUUUGUUCUUUGCCUCAGGAGAUCUCUUUUGAAAUAAGCUGUUUUCAAAGGAACAGAAGGGAAACUUGCUACCUGUUCUGAGAGCAGUGUAAACCUCACAGGACUUUGGAUCCCCUCAGAUGUAGAGGAGAAUGAAGGAAAGGAGUAGUUAGGGAUGCACAGGAAAUUAUCUGUCUCUGAUCAGGAAAGAAAGCUGGCUAUGGGUCUGCAGGGGCAUGACUGAUGGUUGUCUGCCUCUUUUCACCCUGUAAGUGAAUCCCUGAACUGGAUUCACUGAAGCAAGUCUUGGUUAACUAAUUCUAUUUUACUAUAACUUUAAAAGUGAAAAAUAUUCUCUAAAUUUAUAGCAGGUGCCUUAUUUCCUUUGAAUCAAAUCAUUCCAUACCAGAAUUUCCCUUGGUUUACUAUAGAUAAUUGGCUUUAAGGUACUUUUGUUUUGAAACAUACAGUGUUUUAAUUGAUUUGUUAAAUUGCUGUAGCCAUCAAUCAUUUCACAUUUGUAAAAUUACAUUCCCUUUGUAUCAUGUAAUUUGCCUAUUCAGUGCAUUUUAUAUUCAGGUUGGGUUAUGCAUAUUUGGGUCAAUGAAAGUUGUGUCUGUUUGAUUUAUGCUUUAAAAAUAAAGUUCCCUGGAUAUUUGA